AUGGCACCACGAAAGAAGGAAGCGGAGGCUGAAGCGCCUGCAUCGACACCUGCAGAAGAUGUACCGAUGGAGGAGGUACCCGCAGAGUCUGAAGGCGAAAUCCUCAUGCGCGAAGAUCCGCACAACCCCGCCGCGAUGAUGUUCCAAGAACAGAGACUUCGUAUUCUCCCUGGGUCUACGGAUAAAGCUGCUUCUUUUGAGUUUAAGAAGGAAGACCACACAUUAGGCAAUGCAUUGAGAUAUAUUAUCAUGAAGAAGUAG
Molecule: messenger RNA, 261 nt
Organism: Sclerotinia sclerotiorum 1980 UF-70
Lineage: Eukaryota; Fungi; Ascomycota; Leotiomycetes; Helotiales; Sclerotiniaceae
Exons: 2
Coding region: 1-261 (86 amino acids)
Biological process (GO): DNA-templated transcription
Molecular function (GO): protein dimerization activity
Source: RefSeq, a predicted model, not a curated record